UUCUUGAGAACAAAGGUACCAUCUUUCAUACUUGCAGGCCAUUAGCAAAGCACCAAUGGCGAUGGUGCCUUUCUUCACAGAGAGCAGUUCUUUAGAUAAGUGGGAUCCAAACAGUUUGUGGGAUAUGAUGUUCGAGGAAAACCCCAACACCAGUUCCACUGUGGACCAUAACAAUCAUGAAGCAAUUGCAAAGGACGCCAUGGCCAUUGCUAACACUCACGUAGACUGGUUUGAGACCCUCCAUGCCCAUAUCGUCAAGGCAGAUCUUCCUGGGCUAUGCAAGAAUGAGAUUGAAGUUAUUAUAGAAGAUGAACGCAUAUUGCAGAUAAGUGGGAGGAAAAAAGUCGAAGAUGAUGAGUAUGAUCAAGAAGGAAGAAAAUGGCACAGGGCAGAGCGAAGAAGGGAAGGUGGCUUUCUGCGAAGAUUGAAAUUGCCGGCUGGUGUGAAGGCAGAUGAAGUGAGAGCAAAUAUGGAGAAUGGCGUGCUUUGUGUCACAAUCCCCAAACGAGAAUAUGAACAUCCCGCUUCUUCUUCACCUAUAACCAUUGUCCAAAUUACAGAAUAGUCUUGUCUUGUGUAGGUUUGCUUAUACAUGCAUAUUAAGGAAGAACAAUCUCCAAUUAUUUAAUUAAGUAAAAUUUAGUUAAAAAAAUUAAUUGUUUAUAAAAUUGUAUCUUUCAUCAAGGGUUCUUUUUAUAGUGUAUUGGUUAAGUGGAAUUGUUCUUGUGAUCACCAAGGUUUAAUUUUCCGUUGGGUCAUUGUGAUCACAGGGUUGUGCCUUCAUUGAUCCAAUGCGUUAGCGGAUUUGAGCCUCAACUUUGUUAAACGGGAUGAGGUCCCCUGUUUGUGACCUCACCGGUUCAUAGCUCGGGCAUGUCAUACCAGCGUCAUCAAUCACGUUAAAAAGUUAACCUGACACUUUCAAAAAUAAAAUAAAAAUAAAAAUUGUAUCUUUCAUUC
Messenger RNA from Cryptomeria japonica (Japanese cedar), 960 nucleotides. RefSeq names its product 18.1 kDa class I heat shock protein. NCBI's taxonomy places the organism in Eukaryota, Viridiplantae, Streptophyta, Pinopsida, Cupressales, Cupressaceae. Gene Ontology annotation, biological process: protein folding; protein complex oligomerization; response to salt stress. The transcript has 2 exons. The coding region runs from base 56 to 565 and encodes 169 amino acids. The record is from RefSeq and is a predicted model, not a curated record.